Molecule: messenger RNA, 2435 nt
Organism: Mangifera indica (mango)
Lineage: Eukaryota; Viridiplantae; Streptophyta; Magnoliopsida; Sapindales; Anacardiaceae
Exons: 2
Coding region: 591-2276 (561 amino acids)
Molecular function (GO): protein binding
Source: RefSeq, a predicted model, not a curated record
CUGCGUAGAAUAUGAAAAAGGAGCAUUUUCUUUUUUUUUUUAAAAGAGAGAAUCCAAGAGACACAGAGACGGAGACUGACACAGGCACAGCUAGCUUCUAAAUGAGAAGAGUGAGAAGGGAGAUUUGAAGAAAUUUGAUUUUUGAAUGUUAUUGUUAUAUUAUAUCCGUGUCCUGUUCUGUCAAAGUUUACAUAUUUUAUUUGUAAUUUCUUAAUAUAAAACUAAGUUUUUCUUGGUUGAAGAUUGGUUUUCUUCGGGUUUUUAAGUGAUUUCGACCGUUUGGUGUCUGUUUCUCUGAUAGGAAAUAAGAACAGUUUAUGGUGUUUCUGAUUCUGUUCUGAGACUCUAGAGAGACAGAGUUUUAUUGAUCUAGCUGUUGUUGGUUGCCGAGUUUGAGGCAUUAUUGGGAUUAAGGGCAGAGACCGAGAGAUGAAUAGAGUUGGUGAUUCUUGGAAUCAUUUCUUGGUUGCAGUUGGGAGAUAAGUUUAAAGAUCAGGCUAUAUUGGGUAGCUUUCGGCAGAAAAAAAAAGGGACAAAUUUCCAGUUUCUGAGUCUUAAAGACCUGUUUGAUUGGAAACCAGACUGAAAUCAUGGUGGAAGAUGGUGGCAGUAGUGUCUUGCCAGAUAUUGAAUCAGCUGAUGACUGGUUGUUACAUGCACAAGAACUAGUUCCAGAGGCUCUUGAUAAGGCUAGAGAAGUUAAAGGGUUUCCUGGUAGGUGGAAGAUGAUAAUUUUGAAAUUGGAGCAGAUCCCGUCUCAUUUAUCUGACUUGUCAAGCCAUCCUUACUUCUCCAAAAAUACACUUUGUAAGGAGCAACUGCAGGAAGUGUCAAAUACCUUGAAGGAAGUAAUUGACUUGGCAGACUUGUGUGUGAAGGAGAAGUAUGAAGGGAAACUUAGGAUGCAAAGUGAUCUUGAUGCCUUAUCAGGGAAAUUGGAUUUGAAUUUAAGAGAUUGUGGACUUUUGAUCAAGACAGGGGUGCUUGGUGAGGCUACUUUGCCUUUGUCUGUGGCUGGUUCUUCAGCAGAAGGUGAGACUGCUGCAGCACAUGGCAAUUUAAGGGAACUACUUGCACGGCUUCAGAUCGGGCAAUUGGAGGCGAAGCACAGAGCUCUUGAUGGCCUUGUGGAGGUCAUGAAAGAGGAUGAAAAAAAUGUUUUGUCUGUUUUAGGGCGGAGCAAUAUUACUGCUUUAGUCCAACUGUUAACGGCAACAUCUCCUAAAAUACGAGAAAAGACUGUGACUGUAAUUUGCUCACUUGCAGAAUCAGGCAGCUGUGAAAAUUGGCUUGUUUCAGAAGGUGUUUUGGCACCACUAAUUAGGCUUGUUGAAUCUGGGAGUUCACUGGGUAAAGAGAAGGCUACAAUUUCUCUUCAGAGAUUGUCAAUCUCAGAAGAAACAGCCCGAGCAAUUGUUGGGCAUGGUGGAGUACGACCUCUAAUUGAGAUCUGUCAAACUGGUGAUUCUGUUUCACAGUCAGCAGCAGCAUGUACUUUGAAGAACAUAUCAGCUGUCCCUGAAGUUCGACAAACACUUGCUGAAGAAGGGAUCGUCAAGGUCAUGAUAAAUCUCCUAGAUUGUGGAAUUUUGUUGGGGUCUAAAGAAUAUGCCGCUGAAUGCUUGCAGAAUCUCACUGCCAGCAAUGAGAAUCUAAGAAGGUCAGUUGUUUCAGAAGGUGGAGUCCGAAGCCUAUUGGCUUACCUGGAUGGUCCUUUGCCUCAAGAGUCUGGAGUUGGGUCAUUGAGGAAUCUAGUUGGUUCAGUUUCUAUUGAGACUUUGAUUUCUCUCAACUUCCUUCCUCGGUUAGUCCAUGUGCUUAAAUCUGGAUCAUUGGGUGCACAACAAGCUGCCUCUUCAGCUAUUUGUAAGGUUAGCACCACAACAGAGAUGAAGAAAUUGGUGGGUGAAGUAGGGUGCAUUCCUGUGCUUGUCAAAAUGCUUGAGGCUAAAUCAAACGGUGUUAGAGAGGUUUCUGCCCAAGCAAUUUCAAUCUUGACAACUUAUUCUCACAAUUGCAGAGAAGUCAAAAAGGAUGAUAAAAGUGUGCCAAAUCUGGUCCAAUUGCUUGACCCUAGUCCACAAAACACUGCAAAAAAAUAUGCUGUUUCCUGCCUUGCCUCUCUUUCUUCAAGUAAGAAAUGUAAGAAAUUGAUGAUUUCAUAUGGAGCAAUUGGGUAUCUCAAAAAACUUUCAGAGAUGGACAUCCCUGGUGCUAAGAAGCUACUUGAGCGACUGGAAAGAGGGAAGUUGAAAAGUUUGUUCUCCAGGAAAUAGCAGUCAUCGCCUUCAGUAUCUUCUCUGUGUAUGGUUGUUGUUUCAUUAUCUGUAUGAAACAUAGGUAUCAUUCAUAUCUGUCUAGUGUUGAUGCUUGAUCAUAUGCUAAUUAACGAUAUCAAUGUCAUAAUGUUUAUAAAUGUAUAACUUUUCUCUUUA